AUCACGCGUGCCAUUGAGAGCACCCCCGAGAAAAGGCUCACCUUAUCGCAAAUCUAUGACUGGAUGGUUCGAUUUGUGCCCUAUUUCAAGGAUAAAGGAGACAGCAAUAGCUCAGCCGGCUGGAAGGCUCUCCCCGUUCCCAGGGAACUUGGCCCGGCUCGCCCAGCAGCUCCAAUUAGAGCUCGGUCCAAGGGGAUGGAGCUCACUAUCUGGCUGCUCCCACCUACAGGCCCCCAGGGGCUCCGGCUCAUUUUCCGUGCCCAGUCUACCUCUCUCAGGUUAGGCUAAAGCUCCAGACGCAGCCCCUCCCUUCCUCCCUGGUCCCUCUGGUGGGUGGGCAUUCCACAGGGAAGCAAGCGGUGAGAGAGGCCUUCUGUCACCUAAGCGUUGGCUGUAAUUAUGGCAAUGCUCUGUUUUUAGGAAAUGAAUGCUGGGCUUCCAUCAUUAACAAUGUCUAAUUUAGUUAGUUUGUCGAUUUGAAGACAAAACAUUAAAUGUUCAGCCAAAAAUGAAAAUUUUGUUAUUUACUCACCUUAUGUUAUCGGUUUUUUCAAGGACCACCAAAAGAGGAUUUUCGAAGGAUUGUUACAAAGCUCUUUUCCAUAUCACAACAUUGUAUAGAAAACAGUGAUCAUGUCAGAAACUCUCUAAUACAGCUUUCAAGUAGCAUAAUCUCUACUGCAACUUUCCAUAUAUUCAAACUGGCACAUCCAUUGGGGUUUAAGGAUUAAAGAUGUCAAACUUUGUGUGACAUUUGGGUGAAGAUUAUUAAUAAUGACGAAUAACAAAAUUUCAGUAUGUCAAUCGUAUGGAACCCUUUUAUGGUGUGGGUGCAUAAAUAAAGAUUCUAACUAAAAGAACACCACAAACUCAGAUAAAUUAAUACAUAAAAUACAUUGUGUAUUAACCAGAAAUAAUGAUGUUAGCAUGUAUUAGAACUGUUGGAUCCUAUAAUUUCAUAUUGCUCCAUUCGUCACAUUACCCACACCUCUCUCUGCUCUCCACUGUUCCCAUUAAUCGCCUGUGAGUUCUUUCUUUUUCCCCAAACAGUCAAGCACCGCCCGUGACAUCACUCACAGGAAGUGCAUCUUUAGCGUUGGCUAAUUUCCAUCGAUUGCCUCCAGACAGGCUUAGCAGACGCGCCCUGUUCCCACACAGAACUCUCAUUUUAAGUCUCCUCGCCUGCAGGAGUCCUCUCUCGCUCUCUCCCUCUCGCACAAUGAACGCAGUCAGCGCUUUUAUCUCCUACCCCACUUGUGCUUAUUAUCAAAUAAAUGCGAGGCAGAGAGAUACCCAUUGACAGUAGCAUGCAUAAUGACUGCUGGCUGUGUGAAAUGGAUUAAUAAAUAAUGGGUGAACGCGGCUGAAAACAGCUUUUCCAGUCCUGCGAGCGCACAAGAAUGCUCGACAGAACAAUCCCCCAACACACGAUCCGUGCGUUCCGAACCGCGUCGAAUAGAACACUGGGCAGAAUGUAAAACAGAACGCUGCCUUGAAUACUCAUAGGAGUCUGCUCAGUAAAUUAGAACGCUCCUUAAAAUGAGAAACAGAUCACUUGGCAAAUGCUGCAUGGAAUAGUUCGCUAAAACUUUGAGGAAGAUAGCAUCUUAAACAUUGUCUUUUUUUUUUUUUUUUCGACUGAAAUAUAGACACUACCAUACAUGUGGCCUUUUGUACUGCUCAGAAAUUGAAGGAAAUCUUAGGCACUUAGUGACUUGUGUGACCUUGCGUGAAAAAUGAGCUGCUAUCCUUUCAAAUCCCAUUCAUUGCCCAUAGUGAAGUUGAUCCAAGGGCCCUAAUCCAAGGCCUAUAUCAAUGAAUAGUGGACUAAAACACUGUAUCAUAGCACCAUUUGAUUAAAUCUCCUUUUUGGAUCCACUUUUGGGAGAAGAUUAUCUGACUAGGGAUCUUUCUUUUUUCAGAUUUAUUUACUAUGACGUCUUUGUACACUCUCUUUUAAAACUUUUUUUUUUUUUUUCUCUCUGUAACAUGUAUUACUCUUAUAUUUCCUUAAAUUUUACUCUCUGGAUACAAACACAAUUUAUCUCUGAUUUCUCCCAAGGCUUUCCAUUAACGUGUAGAUCCAACCACUAACAAACCACUGUGUUAAUGAUCACUAGCGUGCCAAAAUCACGCCUCGCUCUCGCUUUCUCAUCUCACUCUCUGGCUUUCCCUCAUAUUUCCCCAAGACUGCAAUCGAUAGAGGCGUCUGUGAUCAGGUUGCCACGUGUGAUUCAUUUGGGUAACCUUGACUACGGUUUGAUGUGCGUGUGGACUUGGCUUGGCUAGCUGCAGCGUGAGUCAGAGAAAGCGUGUGCCGUGCAGGAGCUGGUCUGCUUACAGUAUUGAUUUGCCUGAGCAGCCAAGAGGGGUUUCACCUCUUCCUGCAAUGAGUGCCCUGAACUGCUUUAGAGUUUUUAUAGGAACUUGCAUAAUUCUUGUGAGAAUAUCGGUUGGUUUGAACAAUGCUUUUGAAUACAUAUUUAAAAAAAACAAAAAACAAAAAAAAACUUGUAUACCAUUAAACAUGUCUUAGAAUAAUCUUUUUAAUACAUCAUAGUUCAGGGGUCUUCUGCAGGGGGUGUCCAUCAAUUACUGUUUAAUUUGUGCAAAAAGUGUAAAUAUAGACAUUAAACAACGAUUUUGUACAUCAUCAAUGAUUAUUUUGGCUCUGCAAUGUAUGUAUCAUAAUAUAAAUGUAAAUAUAUGGUGCAGUAUGUUAUUAUAGGUCAGGCUUCUACCUAUCUACCAGGGGGCCUUAGCCUGAAAAAAAGUAUGUUUAAAUAUCUUAAUCUUCUACAUAAGUUGAAGACACACAAUACUAACAAUCCUCAAAUCAAAAUCACUAAUGCCUCAAUCUUAUUUCUUCCUGUUUUCUCUCUACAGAACUCCAUCAGACACAACCUCUCCCUACAUACUCGCUUCAUCCGUGUUCAAAAUGAGGGAACAGGAAAAAGUUCCUGGUGGAUGCUUAACCCAGAGGGAGGAAAGAUGGGUAAAGGACCCCGCAGACGAGCUGUAUCCAUGGACAAUGGCACUAAGUACCUAAAGAGCCGAGGCCGAGUCAGCAGGAAGAGAGCUGGAGCUGUGGGAAUUGGCAGAGAGCUUGGAGGACCUGGAAUACAAGGUUCACCAGAACAUGGAAGUCCAGCAGGUAAGGGAGUAAUGGGAGUUGGGGGUGAAGAGUUUGAUGCCUGGACAGACCUCCACUCCAGAACAAGUUCCUCUGCGUCAACAUUAAGUGGGUGCUUGUCUCCUAUUCUGGCUGAGACAGAACCUGAUGAACCAGAGGAAGGAGGAUUAUCCUGCUCUGCCUCCCCACGACUCUACCCUAGCCCCACCAGCACAAGAUCUCCAGCCCUGGGAACAGGCGGACAUUGUCCAUCUGUCGAGCUCCCGCACCUAGCUGAUCUAACUGGAGCCAUCAGCUUGGAAGAGGGAUACUCUCAGCCUCUACCGCUUAAGCGCAAUGGCUAUCACUAUGGCCCUGGACCCAAAGGAGAGACCUCCUACUGUGGAACAGUCUAUGGCCAACCAUCCAUGGGUAUGCUUAGGCAUCAUACGCCUAUGCAGACGAUUCAGGAAAACAAGCCUACCAGCUUCCAGCGUGCCCUUAGGGCAUACUCAGAGAACAAUGCCCUUGAAAGUCUGCUUGCUGGAGGGCCACAAUUCUGUGGUAAGGACAUGGUUGUGGGGCAAGGAGGAGCGUCCCAUUCACUUAUGUCACAAUCUAACAGUGCUGUGCACUCUCAUGGCCAUAAUCAGAGCCACAGUCACAGCCAGAAUCACAAUCAUAACCCAGAGCAUGGCCACAAUCGCAAUUCCAGUCAAAGCCUACACAAUGGCCAUGGAGUAACUCACGAGCAAAACCCAAGCCAUCAUCAUAAUCCCAAUCAAGCUCAUAAUAAGCAUCACCCAGGUCUUGACUACAAUCACCACAAACACCACCGUGGCCAUGACUAUGUUCAAUCUCAUGACCACAAACUCAAUGCUAGUCCCAAUCCCAACCACAUGCACAAUCAUCUGCAACACAGCAACUCCAGACAACCAGACCUUUCUCCCAGGGUAAACAAUGACAUGUUGCAACCCUACAAUCACAAAUCACCCAGCGUUUAUGGGUCACGUGCUCACCUCCCUUCCACUGCUCUGCCUCCUAACCCUGCCAGUGUCUUGGAUGUACCCCAAGACCCCUGUCGCUUGGCUUCAGCCCCCCAUCCUCGCCAUCAGUCCUACCCAGGUUCCCACCUCCAUCAGGGCAUGACAGAACCCUGGCAGGGGUAUUACCACACUUCACAGAAUCCUAAUUACCAUGGCAACCACCAAGCUAACCAUCACCAGGAUCCUCACAACCGGUUGCAGUCUGAGCUGGAAAUGGAUGUGCACCAGAGCAGUCUGGAUUGCGAUGUGGAAUCCAUCCUCCUGAAUGACUUCAUGGACUCAACAGAAGGAAUGGACUUUAACUUUGAUGGGUCACUAUCACAGGGUGUUGGCAUGGGAAUGGGUUUGGGGAUGGGAAUGGGAAUGGGGGUGUUUGCAGGACCUCAGCAAUCACACAACAGCCAGAGCUGGGUGCCUGGGUGAGCUGUGGGGGCAUUGCGGACCUACAUACAGGCAAACAUUCAACCAUACAGCCUUCUGAAGGGCAGCAGGUCAAGUUGGGAACUCAACUGUACAAAUUGACCAAGAUUCCCUUUUGGUGAUGUCAGAUUCUGGACUCAUAAUUAUCCCUUGCCCAUCCCCUUAAAGUCCCCACCCCCUCCUUCUACUCCAUUUACCCUGCUGUGGAAUAAUGUCAUAGCACCCUAACAGUCCUUUCUGUGGUUCAUGUCCUUCAGUUUGUGCUCAAUUCAUCACUUUGAAGCACUUUACAUCGCCAUCCAUUCCAAUGCUGUAACGACCACCCCGCGACCUGGGAGGAAUCACAUUGUCCGCUGGCCUGGGUUUAAUGUAUGCAAACGACUUUGUUAUCCUUCCUGAACAAAAAAGUAAAUAAAUAAUUAAGCGUUGGUGUUGUUUUACUAAACAUGAGUACAGGAUUGAGCAGUUGCUAUAGCUGUCUGAGUGUCUGUGCUGUCAUUUGUGCAUUUGUCAAUGUGUGCGGGUGUAUGAGCGUCUGAGUGUGGAGCUGCUUUUCAUUGGUAAAUGUACGCACCUCCUCCCAAGGAGGUCUAUUGGAUGUCCCUUUAUUGUGGGCCAGGACAGUCAUCCAUCAGACACACUCUAUUGAUAUUCAGCAUAUCCUUUUUAAUCUCCAAAGUAAUGCACCAGCUAUGCAUCACUGUUGCAAAUAGAAUGUGAUGCUUGGAGUGCGCAGGGCUGUUUUUCCCCCGGACACACAACGGCUUAAUGUGUUUUGGCGAAAGUGAUGAUUAAAGUCACUCUGCAGUAAGUGGGGGGCAGGGGGAGGGGGUAUUAGAAGGAGGUAGGGAGGGCAGAGAUAGAGAGAUAGAGGGGGGAAAAGGAGAAAUGCAAAUAUUAUCACUAUGCCCCCUUCCUCUCCAUUCUGUGAAUUUAUAAAGCUUUCCCUGUAAUGAAAUAAGGAACGAUCCAACACUACCGCACAUCCUGUGCAGAGCUCUUUCCUGGUUCACCUCGGCCUAGCUACUCUGUGGCAGCCUUUCUCGCUCUUCAGCCAAUGCACUGGCUUUAUUUUAGCUACAAUAGCAUCCUCCAUUAUCUGUCUGCGUUACCCUAGGUAAUCAAUGAUGAUUGAUCAAAUUUGAAGCUUUGUCAACCCUCAUUAACUGUGUGUUCAUUUAAUACAGUGCUGAAAUUGGGAAAUUUAUCCUAUAUGAGUUAAAGCUUGACUAACUUGACUCAGUAAAUAUUGGAUGGUAGUGCUACCUCAAGGUUGCAAAAAGGAAGGUGUCUCAUAUUUGAGGUCAUAACUUGACAAUUCCACCAUCUUCCAGAGCUUUUCUGUCCUACACUAGUGAACUGCAUGUUGAUUAAUCCAGUCAGCAAGCAAAAAAUGGGUGCUAUCUUCUCUUUGCAGACUUCCCCUAUCAUGUUGUCCUGAUCCAGUGAUCUUGCAGACAGUAAUUAAGUGCAAGUGUGUAUUUUCUCAUUCUGAAUGUAAUACAACAUUAAGGAUUCAGAGGGAAGGACUCAAAUUAUGCCAUGACUUGGUGAGGUUGGAGGAAACAUACGGGACACAUUUAUGCAUACAGUGGAGAUACAAGUUCCAAUAUCCUAUUGUGGCCACUAGAUAGGGAUGGACAAAGUAAUGGAAACACCACAUGGAAUAGGACCAGAAUGAAUAUAGCCUAUUAGGUUGAUUGCCAAUUACAAAACAUGUCAGGUAUAAAAGAGAUCUGACAGUUAGCACUUUGAUAUGAGAUGCUCGAAGCAACAUGAGACAACUAACAGGCUUUCAAAGCUGAAUAGUCUGUAUGGGAAUUGCUGAUGCAUCCAUCUCAAAAAUUUCUAAAUUAUUUGUUUUGUCAAGGGAGACAGGAUCAAAAAUAAUGAUAGCAUAUGCCAAACAUAGUUAAACUCUAUUGGCAAAGACAAACAGAGGUCGAAAACGUAAAAAGUGCAGCAUCAAAAAUUGAAAGCUAUGUGAAUCAGCACCUCUCUGACAAACUCUCCACAAUAGGUAUUUUCAAGAAUUAGACUGUAAAGCACUGUUCACACUGCAGUGUUUCAUAAUUACAGGAUUAUAAUUGCUUCAUGCACACUUCUAAACAAAUUCAAGAGUGGUUUCAUGGCUGCAAGGGUAAAGUUGUUCUCCACCAAAUCAUUUUUGAAUUUGCAUGUAAUGUUCUAGAGCACAAAGAAUAGGUUCCACCCCCAUCAUUAUUUAAGAAUUGGAGAAGUCUGUUCCUUUAGAAUUCCAGCAAGAACUGAAUUUGUGGAAGAACUUUUAUUAGGUCCUCGAUAUUAAUACUGUGUUUGGUGUUUCAGGUUAUUUUGUCCACUCUUUGUCUCUUUAUUUGCUUUUGUCUACCAUUAUUGAUGUUGCAUCAUUGAAAGUGCAUCCCCUCCUUUUU
This is a messenger RNA of Megalobrama amblycephala (Wuchang bream), 6992 nucleotides long. It is a transcript of the gene foxo6b, whose product is annotated as forkhead box O6 b. Gene Ontology annotation, biological process: regulation of transcription by RNA polymerase II. The record is from RefSeq and is a predicted model, not a curated record. Gene Ontology annotation, cellular component: nucleus. The coding region runs from base 2707 to 4581 and encodes 624 amino acids. Lineage: Eukaryota; Metazoa; Chordata; Actinopteri; Cypriniformes; Xenocyprididae. Gene Ontology annotation, molecular function: DNA-binding transcription factor activity, RNA polymerase II-specific; RNA polymerase II cis-regulatory region sequence-specific DNA binding. The transcript has 3 exons.